Messenger RNA from Emericellopsis atlantica, 1076 nucleotides. RefSeq lists its product as uncharacterized. The transcript has 4 exons. The coding region runs from base 282 to 986 and encodes 234 amino acids. Lineage: Eukaryota; Fungi; Ascomycota; Sordariomycetes; Hypocreales; Bionectriaceae. The record is from RefSeq and is a predicted model, not a curated record.
ACGUAACGUGACUCUGGGGAUUUUGAGAGCUGGAGAUUCCGGAUCCGCCGCCUGCUUUGUUAUUGCUUUGAAUUGAAAGCUGCGUGAGACGAAUGGAGCUGUCGGUGCUUCCGUGACAUUGAGCCGCCUCAAGCCAUCCAUUGAAAAUUGCAACGACCACACGGGCCGACCGCGCUCGCCAGCGGCACAGUGAGCACAGUAAGUAUAGAACAUGCAGUAAUCGAUUCUUUCAAGAACAUCGGCAUACGCUUUCCCCGUGCUACAUCGAGCUAUGCAUUCCAAUGGCAACACCUGCGAGCUCCAGCUCUUCCGUGAAGCAGCCAAUGGACAGGAAUCGCCGAGAGUUGGCCAAGAGGGACGGACGGACAGUGGCCACCGACUUGUUGUUGCAAUUGCUGUUGUUCUUGGUGGUGGGUGUGCACUGUGGGCAUAAGUGGACGCCGGAACGAGCCCGGUCGAAUUCCUGGUUCCAUGUCGCUGAGGUGACGUCUUUGGGUGACACGGUGCGCCGGGUGUCGAGACUCGAGGGCCUUGGAAGCGGCAAAUUCUCUGGCGCGACAAUUCCCGCCGCGUCCAGUCUCCCGACUGGAGCGCUGGCAGUCUGGGACUGGACCUUGAUCCGGGGGCUCCGCUUGGGGGAAGAAUUGGGUCUGGAGUCGAAAAUGGCUCAUUCUCAGAGGUUCCCUACGCCUUGCCAGACCCUCGGCGACGAUACGUCGUGGAGCCGGCGGCGUGGUGACAAUGCGGUCAUCGUCCCUAGGAUUUCCAAGUCAUCGCCGCGAGCAGCCUGCGUUGAACUCGAGCCUCCCACCAUGUGUCGCUGGGUUGGUCGGCAUGUACAGUACGUAGAUGAUAGGGCCGACAAGGUCCUUUGUACUGUCUCUAGCCGCGACAUUUCUUCAGCAUCAUUCGGGCGUAUGUCAGGCCGAGGCGUGGGGGUGUCCGGUCCUCCUCCCACUCCGCACGCAUGCUUCAUUUGUCGAUAGUGCAACCGGUGGCUGGAAGCUUGGAAAGACGCAGUACGGUACGGAGUACAGACAUCCGGCCCACUGCUCGGAGCGUUCGGAUAGGGAUUU